This is a messenger RNA of Ipomoea nil (Japanese morning glory), 1326 nucleotides long. RefSeq lists its product as uncharacterized. The record is from RefSeq and is a predicted model, not a curated record. Lineage: Eukaryota; Viridiplantae; Streptophyta; Magnoliopsida; Solanales; Convolvulaceae. Bases 1 to 1326 code for a protein of 441 amino acids. The transcript has 4 exons.
AUGUCGAAUAUCAUCAGUCCUAGUCAAGGGAGCUUUGUGUCUGAGAGGCAGAUAACGGACAACAUAGUGAUUUAUCAUGAGAUCCUUCACACCAUCACAACUGAGAAGAACCAACAUGGCUAUAUGGUCUUGAAGAUUGACCUCGAAAAGGCCUACGAUAGAUUGGACUGGAAUUUCAUUAGGGACACUCUUCUCAAAGUUAGUCUCAAUGAUACCUGGACUAGGAAUAUUAUGCACUGUGUAGAGGGAGCAGAAAUGUCAAUUCUUUGGGAAGGACGGAAACUUGAUAGUUUCAAACCAGAAAGGGGUGUAAGGCAAGGAGACUCAAUAUCUCCUUACCUGUUUGUCUUAUGCAUUGAACGGUUAUGUCACAUUAUUACGGAGGCAGUCACUCAAGGGAGGUGGAAAGGCAUUAAGGUGUCAAGGAAUGGCCCGAGUAGUAUAUCUCACCUUUUCUUUGCAGAUGACAUGGUCUUGUUUGCGGAAGCAAGUAAGGGAAAACCAGAUAUGCACGAUUAUGGAAUGCCUCGACAGGUUUUGGAGGAUGCGAAUGAAAUUGCUUCGCUAGCUGGCAUACCAGCAACCGAUGAUUUAGGAAGAUAUCUAGGGGUACCCUCUCUGCACGGGAGAGUAACUAAGGAUCAUUGCAAAGCCAUCCUCGACAGAGUAAGAGGAAGACAAAUAUUGGCUCAGUCGGUUUUAAAUGCCAUUCCAACGUACGCAAUGCAAACCAUGCUUUUGCCAAAAGGAGUUUGUGACGCAAUUGAUAAAACAACAAGGAAUUUCCUAUGGGGCGGCGACGGAACCAAAAGGAAAACUAGCCUUGUUAAAUGGGACACGGUGACUCUUCCAAAAGAGGAAGAGAAGAGCAUUGCUAAAAUGACACGUAAAAGAAAUGAGUCUAAUAGUUGGAAAGGAAUUUGUGCAGCUGCUCAUAUUCUUGAAAAAGGAGCAGUUAAGGUAGUAGCAAAUGGCAGAAACACUAGUUUCUGGGAGGACCACUGGAUCGGAGAAAAACCCCUCAAGAAUUUCCUGAUUGGACCCUUGAAUAGAAAUGCGGGAAACACCAAAAUUGUAGAUGUUUGGGACGAAAGGGGAUAUUGGAACUGGAACGCAAUUGACAUUGGGCUUCAUCCAGAGAAACGAGCGGAGCUUUCUGUAAAAAUCCUCAUUAAUGAUGCAAGGAAACAUGAUCGUAUAGGAUGGGGCCCUAAUGAAGACAAAAUCUUCUCCACAAAAUUAGCAUACAGUCUGACUCGCCAACACACAGGAAUCCAAAGCACUUACGAUUGGAAGGCAAUUUCGGCCGUUCAUUUGGCUAGUUAA